Entrophospora sp. SA101 is the source of this 2193-nucleotide messenger RNA. The record is from the annotation of a GenBank genome assembly. NCBI's taxonomy places the organism in Eukaryota, Fungi, Glomeromycota, Glomeromycetes, Entrophosporales, Entrophosporaceae.
AUGUCUUCUCAUAACCAAAAUCAACAUGAAAUAUCAAUUGAUUCUGAGUCAUAUGUACGAGUAAUUCAUAAAACAGUAUCCAUCCCGUUGGAAAAUGACCAUAACCGUAAUUUUUAUUAUAUAAAUGAUGAUGAUAAAAAUUUAUUUAUUGAAAUAAAUAAUUGGAAGAAAUCACAUAUCGAUGCCAGUCUAGCUAAAGCCUCAUCACAUCGUAAUGGUGAUGCAAUUGCAAAAGUUAUAUAUGGUUAUCAUCAACCAGAUUUCAUAUUGAAAUUUGAGGAGGAUUACAGUGACGCGAAAGAGAAAAGAGAAAGAGAAAUAAAACGUCGAGGUUUUGAACAAUUGUUAAUGUUGUCUGGUUUGAUAGUAGAACGGGAAUUUGAACCACAGGAUAUUCUUCUAAAUGAAGGAUUUUUUUCUCAUAUAAUUCGUGAUUUCACAUAUGAAAUGGAAGGAAAUAAAGUAUCAGCAUUUUUCAAAAAAGAUUCUCCAGAGAAUUAUAUAGGUGACAAUGAAUCAAAAGAUGAUUUUAUUUUAAAUUUUUGGAGUUCUGCAAGAAGAAAUUUGUUGGUUCAUCGAAUUAUUAUCACUGCUAAUCAAAUUAAUGAAAAACUAAAAAAUGAAAAAAUGAUAAUUGAACGUAAAACAUGUAUAAAAUCAUUAUCCAUUAAUCGUCUGCUUGAUCAAAAAGUAUAUAAUAAAUUUUAUAAUCUUCAUGAUGGCUCCUAUAAAGAAGAAGGUCCUCUAGAUAAAGUUAAUCUUAGAGCUAAAUUAAAUCAAUCAUGGGCAAAAUUUAGUCGGAAAAAACAACCUUUAGGUGAUAUUAGAAAAUACUUUGGUGAAAAAUUGGCACUUUAUUUUACAUGGUUAGGCUUUUACACCACAUGGUUGACAAUACCGUCAGCUGGUGGAAUAAUUGUAGUUGUAUAUGGAUUGAUAAUUUUUAAUAUUAAUGGAAAAGACAGCGGAAUUUAUUUAUUAUGGGAUAAUGCACUUACUGUACCAUAUGCUUUAUUAAUGGCAAUUUGGGCUACAUGCUUUUUGGAAACUUGGAAGAGAGUCAACACAUUCAUUAAAUAUGGAUGGAAUGUAAUGGAAUAUGAAAAAGAGGAGUUACCAAGGCCAGAAUUUGAGGGAACAGUUUUAAAACGAUCACAAAUAACUUUAAAAAAAGUAGUCCGUUUUCCAUUUAUGAAAAAAAUUCAAAAAUUUAUAAUUUCCAGUGUUAUAGUAUUUGUUUGUAUUGGAAUUGUUAUAGUAACAAUUGGAGUUUUAUUGGUUUUUCCUAGAUCAUGGGUUAGUCAAAUAGGAGGAAUAUGGGCACCAGUUGUUGUUGCAUUAUUGUAUAAAACAAUUGCUUUUCGAUUAACUCAAUUUGAAAAUCAUAGAACAGCUACACAAUUUGAAGAUGCAUUAAUUUUAAAAACUUAUCUAUUUGAUUUUAUAAAUUUUUACUCUGCUUUAUUUUAUAUUUUAAUACUUAAAAAACAAUUUGCAAAAGAUUUUUUGCCUCAAAAUGGCAAUUAUCCAGGGUGUGAAUUUCAGAAUAAUUGUAUGGCAGAGCUUACUCUUCAAUUGGCAAUAAUAUUAAUUGGCAAACAAACAGUUGGUCACAUUCGAGAAGUUUAUAUUCCAAGAUCAACAAUUUCGAAAAAUAAUAGCAAAAGGGACAUGUACAAAAACAAAGAAGUUCCACAAUGGGCUCAAGAUGAUAGUUUAACCAAACCUAAUAAUGUUAGAGUUGAAUACGAGGAAAUGGCAUUUCCUUUAGCUCCUGUACCUGUUGCAUUUCAGGCACAAGAUAUAGGAAUGUGGGAAAUCAUAUUAACAGUAGUAUCACUUCUUGCUGUACCGACAAAUGCAGUAUUAAUUGCUUUUCAUUCAAGUUGGUUGGAAAAUCAAUUUAAGAGCUAUUAUGGGGAUCAGAUAUUAGUAGCAAGACUUGUAUUUAUUUUAAUUUUUGAACACAUAGUUUUUAUAGUAAAACUUGUUUUUACAUGCCUAAUACCUGAUAUACCAAAGAAUGUCAAAAUAGCAAUUGAUCGAGAAAAUUAUUUAGCUAGAGUUGCACUUGAUCAUGAGCCACCUGCAAUUGAUGAAUAUUUACCAAAGAUUAAAGAUUAUGAUGAUAUAUUUACAAGAGAUGGUGAAUUAAAUAUACCAGUUGGAUAUAACAUAGUUGGCUCAUCCUGA